UGUGUGUUUGCCCAAAAGGGUUGCAGGGAAACUUUUGACUGCCCCAAUCUAUAGGGUGAUUUUAUAUUAAAUAUGGCCCAACAGGGUCAGGGUGACAGACCGAAAGUGCAAGUUCAGUGUCCUAGCCCCCCUUCAAGACCAUCGUGUGGAAUGCCGCCGCUGUCUCACCCUCGAGCCUUAGGAAGUCUCGAACUCCAUGAGAGACCAUCCACGAGUCUGACCAAACGAGUACUAAAAUUACCUCAGGCUCAGACCUUUGGGCAAGCCGAUCUCCCCCUCCCCGUAAGACAAACACAGGCCGCUCCGAAAGAUAAAAAAUGGGGCUGGCUUGGACGAAAGAAGCCAUCAACCGAUCUAUUACUUAGAAGCAUGUCCAGAGCGCCCUACAACCUGAGGGAGAAGAAAUCGCAGAUUCUCUACACCACCGACGAGGAGGUUGUCGAUGGUCUUACGGAAUUUGGGGUGUUUUUAAUCUUUCUUGUUAUUACAUCACUGGUUACUGUUUCAGUGCGUCACCCGCACACUUUUCACUUUAAUGACAAGAUGCAAAAACUGUUUAGAUUUCGCGAAAUGGUCGUGGCUCCAUCGGUGACGAUUUCCUUUAAUAAGUUGCUUACUGUCCAGGACUGGUGGGACUAUUUGGAGUACAACUUUGUUAUCACAUUACGCGGAGGCAUGACAAUAACGACUUCUGGUACCUCUGUGUGUCCAACGCCGAAUUUCACAACUUCUGCGGUUGAUAAUGAAGACCGCCCCAGAAGAGGUAGACAAGGCGAUGCAGGCGAACUAUCCGAAGGCAAGUUCCAGUAUGUUGACCGAACUGCAAGCUCCGAUGGGAUCGACCUGAACUGGAAUACCAGAGAUAUCGCCAUGAGGCAGGCUUGCGGCGCUGCAGCCAUCAAUAUCAGCGAGCCCGGUCCCCAGCGUGUGCUACUGCACGAGAACCUCAUGCUCGGUCCACCGCGACUCCGCCAGAUACGUGUCCGCAGGGGGAGCUGCCACAUGAACAAGGUCUUCGUUCGUUUCUUCAACUCCUGCUACUCCGAGUUUACGAACGCGGCCGAGGAGAAUGUUGAACUGCACAAGGGAACACCGUACCGGACGAUGGGUGAACUAUACGCCACACCGAUCUGGACUCUUCUGACCGUGUAUGCUGCUGGCGGAUACUCCAUUGAUCUCACCUACGACAAGGAUGAGAAUCAAAAAAAGCUCAAUGAACUGAAGGAAAAAAAUUGGCUGGAUCGAGGCUCGAGGCUGUGUUUGGUGGAGUUCAAUCUGCACAACGAGAAUAUGGGUGUAUUUCAGAGUGUCAAACUUAUAGUUGAGCUCCCUCCGACUGGGGGUGCCAUGCCGCGGGCACACAUUCAAACGGUUAAGAAAUAUUCUUUCUUCUCCGACCCAAGUCUGACCAUGAUUGUUGUCCACAUAUUCUGGUACAUCAUGGUUUUUUACUACACCUUCAAUUUUAUCACACACUUAGGCCAGUCUAGCUGCAAAAUCUACUUCAAAUCAGUCCUGCAUAUUAUCGACGGAAGUGUUUUGUUGCUAUGUUAUUUGGCUAUCGUCUAUAACGUGUGGCACACCUUCGAAGUGAAAUCUAUUAUAUCCAAGGCCCAGGUGGACCAGGGCUAUCUGAGUCUCGAUGUUCUCUGCUUGUGCAACACCAUCUACGGGAAGAUGAUGGCUAUAUUAGACUGCCUCGUGUGGAUCAAGAUAUUUAAGUUCAUCACAUUUAAUAAGUCACUAUUUCAGUUCACAGCGACAGUGAAAAGGAGCUCAAAAGACUUGCCUGGCUUUAGUCUUAUAUUUGGAAUUGUGUGCAUGACAUAUGCUCAAGUGGGUCUCUUGCUCUUUGGCAGGGAGCAUCCGGAUUUCCGAAAUUAUCUCACCUCAUUCUUCACUAUGAUCCGUAUGAUACUGGGCGACUUUCAGUACAAACUCAUGGGGCAGGCCAAUCGGGUACUGGGUCCCAUCUUCUUCGUAACCUACAUUGUCAUUGUGGUAUUUAUAUUAUUGAACAUGGUCAUUGCAAUGCUCAUCGGGACCUAUAAGUCGGUGAAAAGUGAUGAUAUUACCCAAGGUCGUAGUAUUUUGGGCUCGUAUGUCUAUAAGAAACUGGCUGUGGCCCUAUACUGGAUCACACACUGUGGACGGAAGCGUCAAUUUCCGCCUGAGGAUGAGGCUGGUGGGGAUGCCACCGCGGCAGAAGAAGAGACUGAGGUGUUUGGACACAACACUGAAGUAGCAGAGGCACGUCACAUAAAUAAUCAUCUACCCGGAGUAACAGAGAAGGAAUUGGAUCGCCUGAACAUUCGCUUGGAUCAAAUAGAGAAAAUUCUAAAAAAAAUUCUCAUCAACAUGGAAGACAUAUUGAAACGUGUCGAGGGAUACCGUCUCAAAAGAACGAACAAAAAUAAUAAUACGGGAUCUUCGCUAUAGACACUAUAAGUAAUGCAAUAUUAUUUACUAUGUUUGGUAUACAAAAUAUGAUUAGACUUUUAA
Messenger RNA from Drosophila obscura, 2502 nucleotides. RefSeq names its product polycystic kidney disease 2-like 2 protein. Gene Ontology annotation, molecular function: calcium channel activity. Lineage: Eukaryota; Metazoa; Arthropoda; Insecta; Diptera; Drosophilidae. The coding region runs from base 73 to 2439 and encodes 788 amino acids. The transcript is spliced from 8 exons. Gene Ontology annotation, cellular component: membrane. The record is from RefSeq and is a predicted model, not a curated record. Gene Ontology annotation, biological process: detection of mechanical stimulus.